Musa acuminata AAA Group (dessert banana) is the source of this 1155-nucleotide messenger RNA. Its product is annotated as transcription termination factor MTEF18, mitochondrial. Bases 1 to 1155 code for a protein of 384 amino acids. The transcript is spliced from 3 exons. The record is from RefSeq and is a predicted model, not a curated record. Gene Ontology annotation, biological process: regulation of DNA-templated transcription. Gene Ontology annotation, molecular function: double-stranded DNA binding. NCBI's taxonomy places the organism in Eukaryota, Viridiplantae, Streptophyta, Magnoliopsida, Zingiberales, Musaceae.
AUGGCGGCGGCUAGCAAUGUCUUCCUCAGCGGGCUCAUCGUCGUACGUGAUACUGCUUCAAAAGAUCAUGUUUUUGGUGCAAAAGAGGCUCUUUCGCUGUCUCCCAAUCUGUUUAACUUCUCCACUGCUAAAGACCAAAGUUCAGAGCAUAGUUCCAACUUUAUUGUGGUCGACUCCCUUCAUUCGUGUGAACUUUCCUCAGAGAAGGCUGCAAAAAAAGCCAAGUAUCACACCUGUCACAAAAAUUCUUCGAGUCUUACCAUUGAGUUCUUUAAGCAGAGCGGUUGGAGUGAUGCACAAGUCAUGAAACUUAUCCAGAAGUCACCGCGGUUGCUGCGUACUAAGGUAGAAACUGUCCUGAAGCCCAGAAUGAGAUCUUUGAAGGACAUGGGAUUUUCAGACACUGAAAUAGUUCAGCUAGUUUCAUCAUGUCCAUCUGUACUAAUACGUGAUAUCCAACCGAAGAUCAACUUCUGGAGGUCACUACUUGGUUCUAAUGAGAGGUUACUGAAAGCCUCUAGGAGGAACAUGUUUCUACUUACUUCUAGCUUGGCUCGGAAGAUAGAACCUAAUAUAUCUCUCUUAAGGGAAUGUGGCAUCAGUGACAAACGCAUCGCGUAUAUGGUGGUGACAAAGCCGACCAUUAUUGGUCGAUCAAACAAAUAUAUAAAGGAAGCUAUCAAAUAUGUUGAGGAGUUGGGUGUGCCAUGUAACUGUAGAAUGUUCCCUUAUGCACUUAGUAUAGUCACUGGCAUGAGCCGAUCCAGGUUUGAUGAUACCUUUGCAACCCUGAUGAACUUUGGGUUAUCCCGGCAAGACGUCAUUGCUGUAUUCAGGAAGCAUCCAACCAUUUGGGUUUUGUCAAAGAAGAACAUAUGUGACAAGAUGACAUUCCUGAUGAAGGAAGCUGGUUGUGAGCUGACAUAUAUCGUUUCCCAUCCUGUGUUUCUUGCAUGCAGCUUGGAGAAGAGGUUGAAACCUCGAUAUGAAAUUCUGAAUUUUCUUGAGCAGAAUAAAUUGCUGGAUAAAGUAUAUGGCCUGCUGUCCCUGAUAACGUUAUCUGAAAAGAAGUUCCGUAAGAAAUUUCUUUUCCUGCUUCGUGAGGAGAAAUCUAUUGCUCUGUAUGAUUCCUAUUUGAAAUCUGUUGCUCUAUAG